GGUGAUAGUGUUCAAUCGAUUGAACAACAACAAACAAAAAAGUGUGCAAAUAAUUAAUAAAUCAACAAUGGCACACGAUCGGGAGGUGCUACGUAUGAUAUGGGAGGGGCAAAUUGGCAUUUGUUUUCAAGCGGACAGCGAUGAAAUUGUCGGCAUUAAGCCAGAACCCUUCUAUCUAAUGGUCUCCCGUCUCAGCUACUUGCCACUGGUCACAGACAAGGUGCGAAAAUAUUUCACGCGCUACAUUGCUGCCGAGCAUCAAGAGGGCGCCGUCUGGUUUGAUUUCAAUGGAACUCCCCUGCGUCUUCAUUAUCCAAUUGGUGUGCUCUAUGAUCUGCUGCAUCCGGAUGAGGACAGCACGCCCUGGUGCAUCACAAUGCACUUUUCCAAAUUUCCCGAAGAAGCGCUUGUCAAACUAAACACAAAAGAGCUACUGGAAUCGCAUUUCCUGUCCUGUCUCAAGGAGGCCGAUGUCCUGAAGCAUCGUGGUCUGGUUAUAUCCGCCAUGCAAAAGAAAGAUCACAAUCAACUCUGGCUGGGAUUAAUCAAUGAGAAGUUCGAUCAGUUCUGGGCAGUGAAUAGACGCCUCAUGGAACCCUACAGCGAUCAGGAGUCAUUCAAAAACAUUCCCGUGCGUUUUUACAACGAUGAUGAUUUCACGUACAUGCAAAAACUAAUUUCACCUUUAAGCGAAAGCGGACAAAAGAAGAAUCUAAGCGAUCUCAUGGCCGAAUUAUCAACACCUGUGCGCAAAGCAGUUGGAUUUCGCACCCAUGGCAUCGAUCUGCACGAGGAGACGCAACUGCAAUGGAUGUCCGAGCAUUUGAGUUAUCCCGACAAUUUUCUGCAUUUAUCGGUUGACUAUAAGAUCAUAUAACUGUCUCAAAUGGAGAUGAAAAGGAAUGGAAUUCACCAGUGAUUUGGAAAUACCCCAGAUCGAUAACAAAUACAAAACAUACUUUAGAUGUAAGGCUAUAUUGUUAAGUUCAAUGUACAAUACAAAUUACUACGGACAUACUAAAUACAUACUAUUCGAUGUACCAUAUUUAUGCAAUAAUAUAUAGUAGCUUGUUUUAGCAUUUAUACGUAACGCAUGUUGUUUUGAGCAAAAGAAAGAAAGAAAGAAACGAAGCAAAAUAAAAAACAAAUGAAACUUAAAA
Drosophila innubila is the source of this 1160-nucleotide messenger RNA. RefSeq names its product autophagy protein 5 (gene Atg5). Gene Ontology annotation, biological process: nucleophagy; autophagosome assembly; cellular response to nitrogen starvation. Gene Ontology annotation, cellular component: Atg12-Atg5-Atg16 complex; phagophore assembly site membrane; cytoplasm. The record is from RefSeq and is a predicted model, not a curated record. The coding region runs from base 68 to 877 and encodes 269 amino acids. The transcript has 6 exons. NCBI's taxonomy places the organism in Eukaryota, Metazoa, Arthropoda, Insecta, Diptera, Drosophilidae.